AUGAAACUAGGGAUAUCAGCAAGUCUUGAGCAGCUGUCUCUUGUUCUUAGGUACAUCUUUAAUGGCAAUACGUAUGAGAGAUUUGUUUCCUAUACAAAAUGUACUGAAUUGAAUGCUGAGGCCAUAUUCACUUAUAUUACAAGUGCACUGAGAGACAUUGAUGCCGAUAUGACUAAUUGUGUAAGUCAGUGCUAUGACGGGGCCUCAGUCAUGAGUAGCCGUUUGACUGGAGUGAGAACAAGAGUAACCGAUAUGAACCCCUCUGCCAUCUAUAUACACUGCCACGCUCACCAGCUCAAUUUUGUUCUUGUCAAUACUUGUUGCACAGUUUCUCAAGCUUCCUACUUCUUUUCUCUACUUGAGAGUGUGUACGUAUUCAUUUCAUCAUCUAUUUCUCAUGCCAUAUUCAUGAAAGAGCUAGGGUUCACAAGACAGAUUCAACUUAAGAAACUCAGUGACACCAGAUGGUCCUGUCGAUUUUCCUCUAUAAAUGCCAACACAACAAUUCUACCACUUCUUCAUACUCUAGAGGAAAUAUCAGAAAGCAGUACUGAUCGCUCAAUAAACGCUAGAGGCUUACUUUAUCAAGUGGCAUCAUUUUCUUUCUUCCUGUCACUUGCUCUUUUCAAUCAUGUCUUUGCCAUUACCAAUAACCUCUCAAUUCUAUUACAGUCGGAGCAGAUCAGCUAUAGUGCAGCAGCUUCUUCCAUCAAAGCCACUAGAUUAGAACAACCCUCAUGA
Molecule: messenger RNA, 741 nt
Organism: Amphimedon queenslandica
Lineage: Eukaryota; Metazoa; Porifera; Demospongiae; Haplosclerida; Niphatidae
Product: zinc finger MYM-type protein 1-like
Exons: 1
Coding region: 1-741 (246 amino acids)
Source: RefSeq, a predicted model, not a curated record